This is a messenger RNA of Bufo gargarizans (Asiatic toad), 700 nucleotides long. Its product is annotated as protocadherin gamma-B1-like. Gene Ontology annotation, molecular function: calcium ion binding. The coding region runs from base 84 to 602 and encodes 172 amino acids. The record is from RefSeq and is a predicted model, not a curated record. Gene Ontology annotation, biological process: homophilic cell-cell adhesion. The transcript has a single exon. NCBI's taxonomy places the organism in Eukaryota, Metazoa, Chordata, Amphibia, Anura, Bufonidae. Gene Ontology annotation, cellular component: plasma membrane.
CUCUGGUCAGAUUCACUAUUCUAUUAAUGAAGAACUAAGAAAAGAUUCUGUUGUGGUAAAUUUAGCAAAGGAUCUUCAAUUAAAUGUUAAGGAUCUCUACAAAAGGAAAUUCCGUAUUGUGUCUAAAAUCUCCUGAGAAAUAUCUCAAUAUAAAUAUGGAUAAUGGAAAUUUAUACAUUGCUGAUAGGAUAGACAGGGAGAAAUUGUGUGGAGCUUCAGUUGAUUGUGUCCUUACAUUUGAUUCUGUGGUAGAAAACCCCUUAAACAUUUUUAGUGUUAAGAUUGAUAUCAAGGAUAUAAAUGACAAUCCUCCUAAAUUUCAUCAUGACACAUUGACAUUAGAAAUCAGUGAAUCAACCUCCCCAGGAGCAAAAUUUGUAUUACAAAAUGCAGAAGAUUUGGAUAUAGGUAUUAAUUCUCUGAUAAGCUACAAACUCAGUACAAAUCAGUAUUUUGCUCUUAGAGAGAAGGUCAGCACUGAUGGCAGUGUAUUUCCAGAGCUCAUACUAGAGAAACCUCUAGAUCGAGAGACACAAGACAGGCAUGAACUCAUUCUAACAGCUUCUGAUGGUGGAAAUCCUGUACAGACAGGCACUGCUUAAUUAAUAUCAUUAUUAUUGACUCUAAUGAUAAUUAUCCAAUAUUUACACAGGAUGUAUAUAAAAUAAGUGUUAGGGAAAAUAUACCAGUGAAUUCAACA